CAAAAUACAAAAUUAAUUUCUCUCUCUCUGCGACUUUAUUGCCCUGUUCUUGAAGAAGAAAAGAAAGGGUUGUAGAGGAGAGAGGCGGGGGCGGCCGUUUCGAAUCGGAUUCGGAUCUACCUCGAAGCCGUUACCGUUUCUCACCGCUAUUCCCGUCGAUCGCCUCCUCCAUCGCGAAAGACACAAGGUUUUAGGUUCUAGCUUUGUUGAAGCGUCAUGGCUUCAAAGCGUAUCUUGAAGGAACUCAAGGAUUUGCAGAAGGAUCCUCCUACCUCUUGCAGCGCAGGUCCUGUUGCUGAAGACAUGUUCCAUUGGCAAGCGACAAUUAUGGGGCCACCUGAUAGCCCAUAUGCGGGAGGUGUAUUUUUGGUUACCAUUCAUUUUCCUCCAGAUUAUCCUUUCAAGCCCCCGAAGGUUGCUUUUAGGACUAAGGUGUUUCAUCCAAACAUCAACAGCAAUGGAAGCAUUUGCCUCGAUAUCCUUAAGGAACAGUGGAGUCCAGCUCUUACAAUUUCAAAGGUCCUGCUCUCUAUCUGCUCAUUGCUUACUGACCCAAAUCCUGAUGAUCCUCUUGUACCCGAGAUUGCCCACAUGUAUAAGUCAGACAAGGCAAAAUAUGAAGCCACUGCACGCAGCUGGACUCAGAAGUAUGCCAUGGGAUGACAGUUGUAGGAUAUUGCAAAACUGGAACCAUAAUUUGUGGAGUAUGUUUGGUUUGUUAUGCUUUGCUUUUCCAGUGGUUGUAGAAGGAUUGGGGUAUGUUUGGUGGUGUUUGAUACAAAGAAACUAUAUAUUGGGUUCCGCGGGAAGUUGUUAAGGCUAAGAUGUUUUUAUGUUUAUGUAUCCAUUCCAGUUUCUUGCUUGAA
Messenger RNA from Pistacia vera, 866 nucleotides. Its product is annotated as ubiquitin-conjugating enzyme E2 28-like. NCBI's taxonomy places the organism in Eukaryota, Viridiplantae, Streptophyta, Magnoliopsida, Sapindales, Anacardiaceae. Gene Ontology annotation, molecular function: ubiquitin conjugating enzyme activity. The record is from RefSeq and is a predicted model, not a curated record. Gene Ontology annotation, biological process: protein polyubiquitination. Gene Ontology annotation, cellular component: nucleus. The coding region runs from base 217 to 663 and encodes 148 amino acids. The transcript has 5 exons.